Dreissena polymorpha is the source of this 1792-nucleotide messenger RNA. Its product is annotated as sodium-dependent glucose transporter 1B-like. Gene Ontology annotation, biological process: transmembrane transport. NCBI's taxonomy places the organism in Eukaryota, Metazoa, Mollusca, Bivalvia, Myida, Dreissenidae. The transcript is spliced from 6 exons. The record is from RefSeq and is a predicted model, not a curated record. Bases 1 to 1608 code for a protein of 535 amino acids.
AUGGAAAUGGACAGAGUGAGAUUACCCGACUUAGAGACAGUAACAGAAAUACCACCAUCCUCGUCCAGCGGCGAUGACGACGGUGUUCCCAUUGUAGCUGUGGCAAUGGCUGAAGGCCUCAAUUCAGUGGGUAUCACAACAGUUAGUGAUACAAGUGCAAUUGUAUCAGUGCGGUCUUUACCAGCCGAAAGUGACGCGGGGGCUACAUCGGCUGUUACUGAGGAAACCACUGAUAACAAUCGCGGGAGGCGUGAUAAUGACACUGUCAACGUUCCAGAAGACAAUGGUGCAGAGCCUAUGCUAUCAAAUUACACAGCGGAAGGUGAACGUGCAACAAGCAGCGAUGUUGUGAUUUCAGCAUCAUCAGACUUAGAAAGUAUUGAGCCAGAGGAAGCAAUGGCAUUCAACCUGCAGGCUCUAGAUGAGAGUGUCAAACUGGUCAUAAGGGUUCUCUACGACAGAUUUGACAGGCUAUUGCUGUUAGCACUCUCCUGCUUCCUCAUGGGACUGUCCACUGGAUUCGUGCCCUACUGUGAGAGCUUCCCCUUGAUGCUGAUCAUGCGUUUCUUGGCAGGACUUGGAUGCGGGGGUCUGGAUACAGGUGGCAACGCAGAUAUAGUUGCAAUAUGGGGUGCUGAAGGGAGACCUUUCAUUCAGGCAUGGCAUGCCUGUUUCGGAUUUGGAGGAAUUAUCGCCCCUCUGGUAACAGAACCGUUCCUCUCCAAGAAAUUUGAAGUAAUUUCCAAGCUCAACGUAACUGGGGCCAAUACAACUGAGACUUCAACAGUAUACGGUAAAACAAGCAUCCACUAUUCCUAUCUCAUCUCCAUGUUCGUCAUUUGUUCGGGAGGAAUACCAUUCUUGAUGAUCUUUGUUCGCAACAAGUGUUCGAAGAAGACUAGAGACAUGGUCGCUCCUAGACUCAACCAGAAACGACCUGACAAGCUAUCUUUGUGGCUAAAAGCCUUUUUGUGUAUCUUACUUUCACUUUUGAGUCUAGUGUAUUGCGCUGUGGAAGACACGUUCUCGGGUUUCCUAGCAACGUUUUGCGUAGAUUAUCUCAAAUGGGAUAAAGGUAUAAGUAGUUUUGCGACGAGCUUACACUGGGUGGGAUUCUCCAUCGGACGAUUUAUGGGGAUUUUCUUAGUUGUGUUCUUUCGGCCUGUGCAACUUAUGUGCUCCUAUCUGAUAUUCCUGAUACUGGCGUUCAUAGCUUUCACGGUAUGUAGUGUCACAUUAACAGAAAUCGGCGUUUGGAUCUUCAUUCCCUUUGCUGGUUUUUCGAUGUCCGUGAUUUUCCCGUGCAUUUUCAUGUGGACCGAAGAAAGCAUUUUGAAAGUGACUGGAAAAAUAUCCUCUAUGCUUUUGGUAGCUGCGUCGUCUGGACUGCUUAUCAAUCCUUUAAUAGUUGGUUACUUGAUGCAAAAUAUCAGCCCGGUGGCUUUUGUUUUCGUUUUAUUGACGGAAUGCUUCCUUUGCUUUGGAACAUUUUUGCUCAUUUUCUUGCUGGUGAAAAAGUUUAUUAAAAACCCUCCGAGUAGCGCUGACACAGAAAUUGUGGUUUCCCCUUCAACGGAAAUGCAACCAUUUACUGCUAAUUCUGAUUAACAAUUUAUCCUUCUAGCUAUAAAUACUAUAACUAUGAUCAAUAACUUUGAAACCAAUAUUAUUGGUCUGCAACUAGUUUUCGUUGAUGCACUCAACACGAUAUCAAAUGUUCAACAAACUAUUUCGUCGGACCAAAUUUCAUGCCAAGACAUGAAUAUAAUCCACAGUAUAAUCCUAUUGUUUU